Aspergillus novofumigatus IBT 16806 is the source of this 2626-nucleotide messenger RNA. Its product is annotated as kinesin family protein. NCBI's taxonomy places the organism in Eukaryota, Fungi, Ascomycota, Eurotiomycetes, Eurotiales, Aspergillaceae. Gene Ontology annotation, molecular function: ATP binding; microtubule motor activity; ATP hydrolysis activity. The record is from RefSeq and is a predicted model, not a curated record. The transcript is spliced from 7 exons. Gene Ontology annotation, cellular component: nucleus; kinesin complex; microtubule. The coding region runs from base 248 to 2458 and encodes 736 amino acids. Gene Ontology annotation, biological process: microtubule-based movement.
GGGACAGGGAUGCAUGUCAUUGUAGCAGCCUGAAGAAUAUGGCAUCUACGAGCGACUUCCUUUUUUAGGAUGUGUUGUCUGGACAACCCAAUACUAACCCGAUUAGGAAAGAAUUAUAUCGUCCCUUCCAACUGUGGAAACCAUCCAGAGCUGCUGCCAUCAAGUCGUCACUCUUUUGGCUUUUGCUUUGGUUCUCGACCUCAUCUAACUUAAAGGCGUCCGACCAACACCUACAGCUAUCGCCAUCAUGAGUACGACAUCAAGACCUUCACAAGCCUCCCUUUUCCAAGUCUAUCUGCGACUUCGCCCUCCCGUUUCGCAACACCAGGAUCCUUAUGCUGAACGUUGUCUCGUGAUUGAGUCUCCAGAGGAGAAGACCAACAAUGCUGAGAGCGAUGGAGCGCCAUCGGCUCCUAUUCCAACACAUAUUAUACUACAGCCACCAAAUGAUGCCAGGAAGCGUGCCGUCGAGAAAUUCGGCUUCACCAAGGUUUUCGACGAGUCAGCUUCCCAAUUGACUGUCUUCGAGGAUACUGGUCUGGAAUCGUUGGUCAGAGGUGUACUGCUUGAAGGCAGAGAUGGGCUGGUUGCCACACUGGGCGUCACAGGGAGUGGAAAGAGUCACACUAUUCUCGGCUCAAAGACACAGAGAGGUCUUACACAAAUGAGCUUCGACGUUAUCUUUCGGUCCCUGGAAUCAACAAUCAAACCACCGGACAACUCCAUUAGUCCUGUCCUCCUGUCCUCAGUAGUCGCAUCAGAUGCCUCCGAAGCCCAGUUGUUCACGGCGCAGACAUUCCUUGAAGCGGUAUAUGGCGAUUGGAGUGGCGAUCGCGGAAGAAACUCUCGAGCACAAACCCCCAUGAGCUCCUCUAGGGCCGAGACACCCAUGACGGAACCGACUCCUGCCCUCAUCUUUCCUCGUCGCAAUAUGCCUCAAAAGCCCAGCGUUUUGCCUCGUUUGCCGGAUGUUAGCCACUUGACCGUCGAACUAAACCACAACUCCGAAUACAUCGUCCUCGUUUCAAUGUAUGAGGUGUACAACGAUCGAAUCUUCGACUUACUGUCGCCUGCCGUCGUACCCGGUCAAGGAAGUGCCAUGUCGCGCCAAGGAGCAAACGCCCAGAAAGACCGUCGCAGACCCCUUCUGUACAAGUCGACAGAAGGAUCCCCUGACAGAAAGGUCGUGGCCGGGCUCCGCAAGAUUGCUUGUAGCACAUACGAAGAGGCCCUGGCAGUCCUCGAAGUCGGGAUGACCGAGCGUAGAGUGACAGGGACCAGUGCUAACAGUGUUAGUUCCCGGAGUCACGGAUUCUUCUGCCUUGAAGUUAAGAGGAGGAUGAGAAAUAAGAGAACAGGAGAAGAGACUUGGAUUGGAAACACGCUCACUGUUGCAGAUCUUGCUGGUUCCGAGCGGGCGAGAACUGCAAAGACGGCGGGAUCUACCCUGGCCGAAGCCGGUAAAAUCAAUGAGAGUCUCAUGUAUCUGGGACAAUGUUUACAGAUGCAGAGUGAAAUCCAAGAAGGGAAGACUGCUCUGGUACCUUUUAGACAGUGCAAGCUGACGGAGUUGCUGUUUUCGAACUCAUUUCCGUCCUCAAGUCAGACGCCUGGUUUCAACCGCCACCCGCAGAAAGCGAUCAUGAUCGUUACAGCUGAUCCAUUGGGUGAUUAUAAUGCGACAUCGCAGAUCCUACGUUAUUCAGCCUUGGCUCGCGAAGUAACCGUUCCCCGAGUGCCAUCUGUCACCGAGUCUAUCCUGUCCAGCACGCUGGGCUCCUGCAAAGGAGCCGCCAGUGGACGCAACUCGCCCAACCUAGCCUUGAGCGAAGAGCUUGAAAAGGCAGCUGCCGAGAUUGCACGAUUAACUUCUGAGAAUGAGACCUUGGCCGUGCGACUUGCUGAAGAGGAAAUCAUGAGAGCCGACCUAGAGAUGAGACUCAAGUCAAAUGAGGAGAAGUGCCUGCUCAUUGAACAGGAGGUGCGUGAGGAAUGCUGGGCCGACAUGGACGAGCGAAUGGAAGAGGAGAGGAAGAGGUGGCAGACUGCGUUUGACGAACAGAUUGGCCGCAAUGAUGAACAUCUCGAUAAGAAGAUUGAAUUGUUGUCUCGUGGAUUCCAAGUUUAUGAGGACCCCGGCUCAGCUACCGAUCAGCGGGUAGAAGAACUGGAACUCGAGAAUGAUCAGCUGCGAAGCAGGAUUGCUGCCCUUGAACGUGAACUCAUGGGCCGCUCACCCACCAAGAAGCCGAAAUCUAAGAACGUAUUGGAACCUUCGCAUGGAUCCAAUCACCUUGGUCGUGAAAGUGACAUCGAGAGCGCACUUCGUCGUAUGGACCAGCUGAAAUUAGCUGACAGUGUGUUCUCUCCUGCCGCCUCCGGAGGCUCAUCCCCCGGCAAGAAGCACAGAAAGAUGGCAACAAGAAAGUGGGAUCUCGCCCCUGAGGAAGAUAUCUAGUUUCAACCAGUUUUCAGGUUUCGAACUUCUGUCUUCGAUCGAGUUUGUCUUGGGCGGAAUACCUUGGGUCCAUGAUAGGAAAGGAGUUUUGGGCGUUGAUUGAUCGCUGGAAUAGUUGAGAUACCAUCAUCAGAUAUUAAUGUUCGCCUAAUAUACAUGGCUUCAUAC